This is a messenger RNA of Helobdella robusta, 438 nucleotides long. RefSeq lists its product as hypothetical. The record is from RefSeq and is a predicted model, not a curated record. Lineage: Eukaryota; Metazoa; Annelida; Clitellata; Rhynchobdellida; Glossiphoniidae. The transcript has 2 exons. The coding region runs from base 1 to 438 and encodes 145 amino acids.
AUGGCUAAAGUUUCAAGGAACAAAAGAAAGAUUUUGUUUACAAGAUGUGUAUCUAAAUAUUUUUUUAUCGAAAAGCGCAAAUUAUUGAAGCAGGCAGGCAGGCAGGCAGGCAGGCAGGCAGGCAGGCAGGCAGGCAGGCAGGCAGGCAGGCAGGCAGGCAGGCAGGCAGGCAGGCAGGCAGGCAGGCAGGCAGGCAGGCAGGCAGGCAGGCAGGCAGGCAGGCAGGCAGGCAGGCAGGCAGGCAGGCAGGCAGGCAGGCAGGCAGGCAGGCAGGCAGGCAGGCAGGCAGGCAGGCAGGCAGGCAGGCAGGCAGGCAGGCAGGCAGGCAGGCAGGCAGGCAGGCAGGCAGGCAGGCAGGCAGGCAGGCAGGCAGGCAGGCAGGCAGGCAUGGGAACAAAUAAAUGCUCGUGUACUGGUCUGCAAUUCUUCGUGUGUUAA